This is a messenger RNA of Camelina sativa (false flax), 241 nucleotides long. The record is from RefSeq and is a predicted model, not a curated record. Lineage: Eukaryota; Viridiplantae; Streptophyta; Magnoliopsida; Brassicales; Brassicaceae.
UGUUCUAUGGGAACCGGGCCUGUCGAUUCAGCUUACAAGGCAGUCGAUCUUAUCGUAAAGGAACCAGCGACGCUGCUUGAGUACUCGAUGAAUGCAGUAACAGAAGGCAUUGAUGCUAUCGCUACGACUCGAGUUCUCAUCCGCGGAAGCAACAAAUACUCAUCUACAAAUGCAAUAACCGGUGAGGAAGUUCUAAGGACCUUCAGUGGAACGGGAUCAGAAAUAGAUAUUGUGGUGUCAA